CUAAGAAACAAAGAUCAUGAACUUUUUCACGGUUCUAGUUCUCUGUGUUUUUGCCGUUGUUACUGAAAGUUAUGGAUUUAGACGGACCUAUAUGCCUAUGGCUAAGUUAGACCUCGAUGUCUUCUCCGGUAGGCCCAAUCCAUCUGUUGAAGUACCAAUGCCUUUCAUGAUGAGUAUGAUGAAAAAAUUUCCUCUUCGUCCUACUAGAAACAAUCCACGAGCUCUUGGAUAUCGUGGUUUUAUUGUAAAUAUGGGGACAAUGUCUAUGCCAAUUCCUGGGGGUUCGAGCAGAGAACUAGAAGGGAUGAUGAUGAAUUUUUUCAACAUUCCUAUGGAAGUCAGAAACCAUUGUAACCAGCAGAUAUUCGGCAAAGACAGAAACAAUCCUAUGUACACGGAAACAAUGAGUUCAAGAACGUGUCAAAAUCCCCAGUCAUCAACUACAUUUCAACCGUCUAGAUGGAACUCAAAUUCAAUGAUACAGUCACAAAACAACUGUUAUAACUAUGCCACUGACAUCAUCACAAACACCUUUGCACAACCAGGCAGAGCUAGUGGAUAUAGCUAUCCAAGUACUACCGGCGAAAAUUUGCAGUAUGGUUCUGAAUUAGAUGGGCUGGCUCGUGUCGAUCCUCCUUCUGAACAAUGCUUACCGGUUCCAAACAGAAACUUGAUUGCUCUAGUUAUAUGGCCUGGAAUGGACUAUCACUUUUACCGUUUGGAUAGCGAUGGAACAUUCUCCCACAAACCUGGUCAAACAAUUGCCCGAAAUUAUGACAAUAGUGAUGCAACUAUCACUGACCCAAGGUCGGCCGAUCGGGGACCUUACACUGUCUUUCACUGCUUUAUGGAGACCAGUUCGAACAGUGUCGGCAUCAUGUAAAUUGAAGCACUGUAUUUAAAAAAAAGAUGCUAUAAAGUUUGAACUUAUUUUAGUCUCUAUUGCAAGAAUGAAAUACGAUAAAUCAUUGUUUAAUUCGAGAA
This is a messenger RNA of Saccostrea cuccullata (small rock oyster), 984 nucleotides long. RefSeq lists its product as uncharacterized. The record is from RefSeq and is a predicted model, not a curated record. The coding region runs from base 17 to 883 and encodes 288 amino acids. Lineage: Eukaryota; Metazoa; Mollusca; Bivalvia; Ostreida; Ostreidae. The transcript is spliced from 5 exons.